AUGCCGCCGCCGACGAACGACCCCAACUUCCCCUCCAAUCUCAACAUCAACCCGCUGCAUCUCGAGGGCACGAACGCGUCUGCCGACGCCGAUGCACACGCCCAGGCCGAGUCUAUCAGCAAGUACGGCAUCGCCGGCCGCGUGUGGGAGGCGUCCGGCCCGCUACUCGAGUACCUGACGCCGGAGAACUACGACAAGUUCGACCCGCCAUGCUCCUUUUUCGCCAAGGACCGGGGACCGGUGAACGUCCUCGAGCUUGGGUCUGGUCAGGCUCUCGCCAGUCUGCACCUCGCCUCGCACCUGACUCCGAAGGACACGGUCGUACUGACGGAUCUGGAGAACGUGGUGCCCCUGUGCCAGCGGAGCAUUGACGUCUGGGCUGAGCGGGAAGGAAGCAAGGACAAGGCAAAGGUCAUCACCCUUCCGCUGGGCUGGGGCGAUGAGCUUGCUGAGGUUGGAAAGCUGCUACCCUUCACGCAUCUGCUGCUGUGCGACCUGGUCACGGAACCCGAGUCCAUUCCUGACAACGAGGGAGACACGUUCGGGCCCGAGAUCAUCAUGGCGUGGAAGUCUCGCAGCUUCAACCUGGAGGAGAGCUUCUUCGACGCCUUUGCUCGCUACUUCUCAAUGACCCCUGUGCUCGGACCAAGGCGGGAUCCUGAAGUCAAGCUGUUCGUCUGCCAACGAUGGAAGAUCAAUGAGGAGUGGAAGCUUCCCGAGCAGAAGCACGUUAUGAGCCCGCCAAAGGGUGUCGUUCUGCCUGCGCGCACGUUCGGACUCGCCGAGCAGGUCUUCGCCAGCCUGGAGUGGGACGAUUGA
Trichosporon asahii var. asahii CBS 2479 is the source of this 819-nucleotide messenger RNA. RefSeq lists its product as uncharacterized. Lineage: Eukaryota; Fungi; Basidiomycota; Tremellomycetes; Trichosporonales; Trichosporonaceae. Gene Ontology annotation, molecular function: protein-lysine N-methyltransferase activity. The coding region runs from base 1 to 819 and encodes 272 amino acids. The transcript is spliced from 2 exons. The record is from RefSeq and is a predicted model, not a curated record. Gene Ontology annotation, biological process: peptidyl-lysine methylation. Gene Ontology annotation, cellular component: cytoplasm.